AGCACAAUCAAUAUGAUCAGUGACAGCGAUGAAGACGAUGUUAAUGUGACAGAAAAAUAUGUAAAAAAUAAUGACAGCUUAAAGAAAUAUGGAUGGGCAGAUCUGCCUUUACGACAGUACCAGUUGUCAGGUGUAAACUGGCUUGUCAAUUGUACAAAGAAGGGACAUGGAGCAAUUCUUGGAGAUGAAAUGGGCUUGGGUAAAACUUGUCAGACAAUAGCUUUUCUAACAUACUUAAAGAAACCAAAUCAGCAAAGUUUGGUUGUCUGUCCAAGAUCAGUGUUAGAGAACUGGGCUGAAGAGUUUAAAAGGUUUUCACCAUCCAUGAAGAUACAAAUAUACACUGGAGAUAAAGACAAAAGAUCAGAACUUGCAUCCAAAAUCAAACAUGAUCUUAAAAAGGGGAGGCAACACUUUGAUAUACUUCUCACAACAUAUGAACUGUGCCUGAAGGAUGAUGCUUUCUUGUCUUCUGUACCGUGGUGUGUUAUUGUUGUGGAUGAGGCUCAUCGACUGAAGAACAGCGAAUCUCUACUGUAUCAGACCCUAUCUGACUGGAACAUAGAUUAUCGAGUGUUGUUAACUGGGACCCCAGUACAGAAUAACCUGGAUGAGCUCUACUCCUUACUCAGCUUCGCUGCUCCAAGAGUGUUCCGAUUGUCAGGGCGCGAAAAAUUUGUCAACAAGUACAAAGAUGUCGCCAAAAAUAAAGGUACCUCAGAACUCCAUGAGGUGCUUAAGCCUUACCUCCUACGCAGGACCAAGGAGGCGGUCCUUAAAGACCUUCCCAGGAAGUCAGAAAUUGUGAUGUAUCAUGGGAUAUCUAAAGUCCAAAAGAAACUCUACAAAGCCAUCCUGACUAAAGAUACAAGUGUUUUCACCGACACAAAUCGACCAGGAGGAGGUUCUCCCAGACUCAUGAAUAUUCUAAUGCAGCUAAGGAAAUGUGUCAAUCAUCCAUACCUUUUCGAUGGUGUUGAACCGGAGCCCUUUGAGUUGGGGGAACACCUAGUUGAGGCCAGCGGUAAGCUGGUUCUAAUUGACCGGUUACUGAAAUACUUACAGACCACUGGGCACAAGGUUCUGCUGUUCUCUCAGAUGACACACAUGCUCGACAUCAUACAGGAUUACCUGGGGUACAGAGAGUACAGUUAUGAACGUCUGGAUGGAUCUGUCCGAGGGGAGGAAAGAUUUCUUGCUGUUCAGAACUUUAAUAAGAACAUAGAGACAUUUGUGUUUCUGUUGAGCACCAAGGCAGGGGGUCAGGGGCUGAAUCUUGUGGCUGCUGAUACUGUCAUUUUUGUGGACAGUGACUUUAACCCUCAGAAUGACCUUCAGGCUGCUGCUCGGGCUCACAGGAUUGGCCAGACAAGGCCAGUGAAGAUUAUACGGUUAGUUGGAAGACACACUGUGGAGGAGAUAAUCCUAAAGCGAGCAGAGGACAAACUUAAGCUGACAGAGAAAGUGAUAGAGGAGGGGGAGUUCUCACUGGGGCUCGGUAAACAGUCCCUCAUUUCUGAUGAACAUGUGCCACUACAAGACAUUCUGAAGUUUGGGGUAGAUAAUCUGUUGAAUGAUGAGGACUCUGAUGACACAGACAUUGACUUUGCUAAAAUCCUCGGUCCAUCUGUCGACGGUGAAUGGCAGUUAGAGGAGGAACCGUCAGUCAGUGAUGAACAGGAGAAGGUUCUGGAGUUGGAGGAGGCUCCUUCCAGUAUGUACGAGUUUGAGGGGGUGGAUUAUGCUAAGGAACCCUCAGCAGCUGACAUAAAGGCAUUUGAAGACCUUCUUUCAACUGAACAGCUGAUAUUGGAGGAGGAAUUUUCAGGUGAGAGGUCACUGAGGAGAAAUAAAUCUGUUGUGCUUAGUCCACUGUUGGAGACUUCUAGUUCUAGAAAACCAAAGAAACAACUUACUCAGGAGGAGAUUGAUGAAAGAAAUAGAAAGAGAAAGGAAACACUGGAAAGGAAAGCUAAGGAGGCAGAGGAACGAGCAAAAAAGAGGGCAGAACAACAGAAGAAAAAACUUGAAGAACUUUGGAAAACGAACGGUUAUGUGUCUAGCUGUGUAAGGUUUGAUGAUGAAGAUGAAGACACGGAAGAAGAGGAAGAUUCAGGACUACAACUGGACGAGGAGGAGGAAGAAGGGGAACAGAAGAGUCAUGCCAUACACUACGUCAGCGGUGAUGUCACUCGCACAGUAAAAACUAAAAACAGUGUCAAUCUCAUUGUUCACUGUGCAGAUGAUUCCGGAUGGUGGGGUAAAGGUGGUGUGUUUACAGCAAUAUCCAAACGUAGUCACUCCGUGGAGGAACAGUAUGAACUGGCAGCUAAAAUGAAAGACAUACGUGUUGGAGAUUGUCAUCUCAUUUCCAUGGAUGAUGAAGAUAAAUCUGGAGAGGAGGAAAACUGGAUGUGUCUCCUAAUAGCUCAACACAGGGACAAAUCAAAUAAUACCUUAUCGGGGAUCAAAUUAUCUGCCCUAAAGGAGGGACUCAAGAUGGUGUAUAAGUUGGCAAAAGCUCGGAAAGCAAGUGUUCACCUUCCUAGAAUAGGUCAUGACACCCCGGGAUUUAACUGGUACGGAACAGAGAGAUUGAUUAGGAAACACCUGGCAGCUAGGGGAAUCCCCACUUACAUCUAUUAUUACCCAAGAAAACAAAAGGGAUUGAAGAGAAAAAGUGAGGAUGAUUCACACACCACAAAGUCUCCCAGAUCUCUACCCAAGAAGAAGAUGAGCCCCAGCACUACUACCAUGAAUGGUGGCACCAGCAGUAAACUCCCAGAUUUAUUUACUGGAAUGUGCAUUUACCUACAUCCCUCAAACUUCAAUUCAGACAAACUGAGGCAGUAUAGGAGACAGAUCAUCGCUUAUGAUGGUGAUGUUGUAAAAGAAUAUUCGUCUGAUGUUACCCGUGUCAUAGCUGAUUCAAACUGUGAUAAGAUGGCAGCUUCAUGGUUGAAAUCAAACGUGACGUGCCCAGUGGUGACACCCGAUUGGCUAGAUUGCUGUCUUCGAAAGAGAAAGAUUGUACCUAUCCAGCCCUGUAUACAUCCCUCUUGUGAUAGAGGUUGAGUCUGGUUGACACAUAGAUUUCUAGUUUCGAGGAUGAGAAACCUCUUCACCAUCCCUUCUCAACGUUUCCAGGUCAUACCAAAGAUGGCAGUAGAGUACUACUAGUCUUAUUAGUGCUUCGAGAUUAGUUGUAACUUUUUAAAUCAGAUCUGUGAUAUUAGUGUUAUUGUUUUAUAUGUUCACUAAGCCCAAAGGCUCAAUGUGAAGUUUUUUUGAUCAAAAUUCGCCUGUCUGUUAAUUUAAAACUUCUGUAUAAUCACUGGGAUAAUGAGCAAAACAAAAAAAAAAUCCAUGGGAGAGAGGGAUUGGAAUUUGUUCAAUCUCAGGGUUUUGAUGGGACUAUUACAUGCAAACAAAACUUACAAAUAUAUAAAAUCUUUCAGAAUUUCCUUUUCAAUAACAGCAAAUCCAUAAUUACUCAGUUUUCAAAUUAAUAUGCAAAAUAUAAUAAAUUUAGUGUAGAUCCUAGUUUAUUCAAAUCAUGGUCCACAGGGUUAGGUUGGCCCCAGAAUAGGGGUUUUCUUAGAACUUUAUAGAUGCCCACAAGAAGAACAAAGCUACAAUGUGUAAUUUGAUAUGAAGCAAUAGUAAUUUGGCUAUCUUAAUGAACAGGUUAAUCUACCUAUUCAGAAAUGUAACUCAGGAGGGCAGUGUAACCUAUGGGCCUGUUGUUUAAGGGUGUGUUUUAAUUUAUUUGCUCUCUGGCCUUUGUUCCUUUUGAGACUUGUUAAAUAUCAGGGUAUUACUGCUCUCAAAAUAAAAUCUGUAUCUAAAACCUGA
Molecule: messenger RNA, 3855 nt
Organism: Saccostrea echinata
Lineage: Eukaryota; Metazoa; Mollusca; Bivalvia; Ostreida; Ostreidae
Product: chromodomain-helicase-DNA-binding protein 1-like
Exons: 24
Coding region: 13-3075 (1020 amino acids)
Biological process (GO): chromatin remodeling; DNA repair
Molecular function (GO): ATP-dependent chromatin remodeler activity; ATP binding; DNA helicase activity
Source: RefSeq, a predicted model, not a curated record